UAAGCAAAGUGUGUAACACACUUAUGUACAGUAUGUGGCGCUAUGCACCUUGAAGUUGUUUGCAAUUAGCAAUAAUAAAGAGGAAGAAGAAGCAGAACCGCGAUUUAUCUGAUUUCUUUUUUUUAUUUAAGUGAGCCUCACUGAACAGCAGGGACGAACCUGGUUUAAUCUUUUCCAACACGUGUUUACUAAUAAUGGAGUUGGAGAAAACUACUGCAACACCUACAAAGAACAUUACUCCUUGAAUAUGACAUCGCGCCCAAUACUGCAUUUUUAAUGCAUUUCAGUGUUCUGUUAUCUUACUCAUCUUAAAUUGUCGUGAGAAAGUGCCACGGAAAUUGUACAUAUCUGAAGAAAUGAGAGGGGGUGGGUGUGUUCUCCUCUGGGCCGUAAAGACAGCUGGUGACAUGUAGAUACUGGACUGCUUGGCUAGAAGGAAGGAGUUCCAGGUUAUGCUGAGUGAGGUCCAGCACCAGGAGGAGAGCGAAAGCAAAUUGGACAGAAGAGCGGGCACAAAACAGGCUGACUGCACUUUGCACUAUUAAUCUCACAGAGGACUGAGUGAUUCAGCACCAUGGGAAAAUCCGCCUCCAAACAAUUUGCUGAGGAGGUACUGCAAUGCCACAACGAGUACAGGAAGAAGCACCAGGCUCCUCCACUAAAGCUGAGCAGCAAACUGAGCAGAGAUGCUGCUCGGUAUGCUGAAAGUCUGGCUAGCACAAGAAUCUUGAAGCACAGUGUGGAGUCCAGCAGGGGGAGCUGUGGAGAAAACCUGGCAUGGGCUUCUUAUGACCAAACGGGGAAGGAUGUGGCAGAUCGCUGGUAUGAAGAAGUCAAGCAGUACAACUUCAGCCACCCUGGAUUCUCCUCUGGCACUGGUCAUUUCACUGCAAUGGUGUGGAAGAGCAGCAAGAAGCUGGGUGUGGGAAAGGCCACAGCGUCGGAUGGCUCUUCCUUUGUUGUGGCCAGAUAUUUCCCUGCAGGGAAUAUAACGAACCAGGGACACUUUGAGAAUAAUGUCCUCCCAUCUAACACUGGCUCCUGAAGAAAUAUUGAUUCCCCUGGACUUUACUCAGGGCCCAAAAACAUUUGCUUAGCUCUAGAGGGGAAAAGCUACCUCCCUUGCAGAGCUCUGGAGAAUACAACGGCACAUUGUGCUGGAUACAAACCCAAACUGCAAUAUUGUAGAAUUUUAAAAGAUAAAACACACUCAGUCCUUUGCACCUAUAAAGACCUUUACAGGGCAGAGUAAAGGUCACAUUGCCUAACAUUUUUGUAACUGUAGAUUUUUGCUGUCUAAGCACCAUUUUCUCCUAAAUUUGUACACUAACGUAUCGUUUUAUGUAUUUUUCUCUCCUUUUGUAAGAAUGAGUUGAUACAGAGAAAUAGUCACCGACAUGUUGACUUGUUACCUGGAUUUGAUGCUGAUGACUGAACAUGUUAGGAAUGUUCCUAUUUAUUGCCCCUUCUUGUUAAAGAAGACAGGGCUUGUGUUGUUUUUCAUAUUCUAACUUGUUUUUUUUUUACAAUAAAACUGAAAGAUUGUCAUAACAAA
Gambusia affinis (western mosquitofish) is the source of this 1555-nucleotide messenger RNA. It is a transcript of the gene glipr2l, whose product is annotated as GLI pathogenesis-related 2, like. The coding region runs from base 575 to 1045 and encodes 156 amino acids. Gene Ontology annotation, cellular component: extracellular region. NCBI's taxonomy places the organism in Eukaryota, Metazoa, Chordata, Actinopteri, Cyprinodontiformes, Poeciliidae. The transcript is spliced from 7 exons. The record is from RefSeq and is a predicted model, not a curated record.